This is a messenger RNA of Knipowitschia caucasica, 210 nucleotides long. NCBI's taxonomy places the organism in Eukaryota, Metazoa, Chordata, Actinopteri, Gobiiformes, Gobiidae. The record is from the annotation of a GenBank genome assembly.
AUGUGGUAUGACUCUAACUCCCAUGGUGCACCGUGCUCCCUCUCAGGCAAAAAUACGGAAAUAGUUUAUUGGUGGAAAAAACUUCUCAUCGCUUUUUCAUGCCAAACACACAGUAAACGUGUGAGUCGUUUCUCGACUUUGCUGAGUCACCGGCGACACAAGGUAACCAUUGAGGCAAUAUGGCAAGCGGCAGACCAGUGCAGAUUGUAA